This is a messenger RNA of Bemisia tabaci, 873 nucleotides long. NCBI's taxonomy places the organism in Eukaryota, Metazoa, Arthropoda, Insecta, Hemiptera, Aleyrodidae. The record is from RefSeq and is a predicted model, not a curated record.
UUAUGUUCCAGUGUUUUCAAACCUCAGUUCUCUGUUUCAAACUGCUUCAGCUAUUCAACAUUCUAAGUUAAAUAAUUUUUGAAAAUUCAGGCAUUUAACAAGCCGGCGAUUAGUGCAGUUAGAUGUUCAAUAAUAUUCGGUUUCUCUAACAAAGUCAGUAUCGGUAAAGUCUCCUUUAGUCGUCUAAAUAUCAGAGUGUACAAUGAUUAGCGAUAGCGAUAUGGAGAUCUUAAGACCAAAAAUUAUCAACAUCGCUGGCCGGUGUUAUCGAGUCCAUAACUUUGUGGAAAAUACCUCUAACCUACCGGAUACCUCUGCUCCUGGCCCGUAUCAUGAAUUAGAUGAAAACUAUGAUGAUGACUUAGUGUAUGAAGACAAAGAUGAAAAAGAUAAUUUAAAAAUUGAAUCAACCCCUGAAGGAUACAAGGCUGAAUUUCAUGUGGCCAGGAACUAUUAUCCUGCAAUUAUUGGUUCCAAGGGUGCUGUUCGUAAAAGACUGGAAACUGAGACAAAGACGCACAUAAAAAUUCCUCGUCUUGGUAUUACAACUGGUGACAUAGUUAUCACAGGUUCUGAUGCCAAUGGUGUGCGAAGGGCUUAUCGCAGGGUGAAACAAAUUGUAGAAAAAGUGCGAAAGACUCAGCCUGCUACCCACUUCAUCUCCAUUCGAUGCACUAGUGAGGCCAUUAAGUCUAAUUUUUUAACUUUCAAGAAACUUGUCCUAGAGGAGUACAAAUCUAUUGAUAUUACUGAAUCGAUUUUCCAAGUCCCUGAAAAACUUCACUUGACAAUCGCAGUACUGGUAUUAUCCGAUACUAUUGAACGGACUAAAGCUUGCCAAGUCUUUGAAGAGUGUAGAGACAUUUUUCUGUU